AUUAUACUCGUAAUAAUCUUGGAUAAUGAUAUGUUUCAAUACUUAAAUUUUAAUCUAUGUUAGUAUAUUUGUAACUAAAACAUUCCUAAUAUAUGAAAUAUAUGUUAAAAAAAUAAUAAAAAAAAAUAAUUGAGUAUGAUUGAAUUAAGUAUUAUUGUAGGUUAUAAAAUGGAUGUCAUUCAAAUUUGGCAAAAGGAAAAAAAAAAAAAAAAGGAAAAAAAGGCGGGAAAUUUUUUAAUGACAUCGUGACAAAUGUCACUUUAAAUUCGCUUUUAGUAUAGGUUAAUUGAUAAAUAUGUGUCUGGCGGGCUGAGCUGGCCACGUGCCGGCGUGCCAACCUACGGGCCAACGACCGUGCCGCCCGUUGCCUGUGCCAAUUUUUCAUGUCCACGUGGCCAUCUUUAUUUGAUUGUAAAAGGUAAUGAACUUAAAAUUCAAUCCUUAAAAACCGUACAGAAACACACUUUGUAUUUUUGUAAGGUUCUAAUAGACAAAAACACACCGAAAACUCGAAAAGCGUUGAGAUAGUUAUCCACGUGUAGGUAAUUGAUCCCUUAUAUGUACACGCUAUCAAUCCAUCUGAUUAAACACUAACCAAUAACAGCCUAUUUUUUGUACCUAUAAAUAUUAUGGAGUAACGCAAAUACAAAGCCUAAGACUAAGAUGGGGAGGGAGCAGAAGAAUACUCAGAAUAAUUAAGAUAUAAGAGGAUGUCCAGUGAAGCUCAGCCACCGGAGAUGGAAGCUCUGGCAACUAAUUCAAAGCCUGAGACUAAGAUGGGGAGGAAGCUGAAGAAUACGCGUCCUUGUCAUCCUCCUUACUUUGAGAUGAUAAAGGAAGCAAUCGUUGGUCUGAAUGAAAAGGGAGGAUCGAGCCCCUACGCCAUCGCCAAAUACAUGGAGCAGAAACACAAGGCACUGCUCCCUUCAAACUUCAGGAAAAUUGUGGGUUUUCAGCUUAAGAAAUCUGUUUCCAAGGGCAAUUUGAUUAAAAUCAAAGCCUCCUACAAGCUUUCUCAGGCCCUCAAAAAGACCAAGGCUGCAAGAGCUAACGCAGCCAAAUCAAAGCCUCCUACUACUUCUACUACUGCUACGACGACUACUACUACUAAGAGGUGGAGGAGGAAGCCUAAGUCUAGAGUCGUGAGCAAGAUUGAUAACCCCCCAAGUCUACUCCUACAUCUAAUUCUACUCCUACUCUUACUGUUAGGAGGAGUAAGAGGUCGCCCAAACCCAAGCUGCUUAAACCGAUAAAGUCUCUCAAGCCCAACAAGGCUUAGUCUCUUCACUUUAAUGUUAUAUGCUGCAGGAGUUGUACAUAAUUUUAAUCUCUGUAGUCAGUGCUGAUGACAUGGAGACCUUAUGUAAUUAUUCAAAUAAAUAACUUCAAUUUCGUCGUCUAUUUUGCUUCUUCUGUAUGUGUUAACUUUAUCUAUGAUUUUUUUUGUAUGCUCCA
Molecule: messenger RNA, 1455 nt
Organism: Chenopodium quinoa (quinoa)
Lineage: Eukaryota; Viridiplantae; Streptophyta; Magnoliopsida; Caryophyllales; Amaranthaceae
Product: histone H1-like
Exons: 2
Coding region: 711-1253 (180 amino acids)
Biological process (GO): negative regulation of DNA recombination; nucleosome assembly; chromosome condensation
Cellular component (GO): nucleosome; nucleus
Molecular function (GO): double-stranded DNA binding; nucleosomal DNA binding
Source: RefSeq, a predicted model, not a curated record